Messenger RNA from Harmonia axyridis, 3197 nucleotides. Its product is annotated as melanotransferrin. Bases 111 to 2765 code for a protein of 884 amino acids. NCBI's taxonomy places the organism in Eukaryota, Metazoa, Arthropoda, Insecta, Coleoptera, Coccinellidae. The transcript is spliced from 11 exons. Gene Ontology annotation, biological process: iron ion transport. The record is from RefSeq and is a predicted model, not a curated record. Gene Ontology annotation, cellular component: extracellular region; recycling endosome; early endosome.
UAAUUGUCAAUCAUUUGUGAUUCAUCUAUGGUUGGGUGUGUUUAUUUUUAAUCCACCUGCCUUUUAACAUUUUUGAAAUUUACAAAAUAUUUUACCUAUAAAAUCGAAAUAUGAUUUUAAGGACAAAAAUAUACCCAUUUAUAGUUCUAAUUACAAUAGGUUUAGCUACAGCACAAAAUUUCUGGAAAGUUACAGAUUUUAAUAAGGAUGAACCCAAAGAUGAUAGAGUUAAAAUUGUAUGGUGUACAAUAAGUUAUUACGAACAAGAAAAAUGUUACAGAUUCGGAAAUGUAACUUCUUUAAGAGAUAAUAUAAGUGUAGGGUAUAAAAAGUUCAAUCUUUCUUGCAUCCAAGCAUCAAGUAAGGAAGAAUGUAUGAAAUUAUUAGACGAAGGCAAAGCUACUUUGACAACCCUAGAUGCUGGGGAAAUAUUUGUAGCAGGAAGGUAUCACAGUUUAGUACCUAUAGCACAAGAAGUUCUGGAUGGAAAUCAAACACACUAUUAUUCAGUAGCAGUUGUUCGAAAAGGCACUCUUCCUGACGUUACAAGUUUGAGAGACUUGAGAAACAAAAAAGCUUGUUUCCCAGGUGUACAAACCUUUGCAGGAUGGGCUUUACCAAUAUAUACACUCAUGAAAUAUGGGGGUAUGGAAAUAGCUGACUGCAAUAACCAUGUGAAAAGUGCUAUAGAAUAUUUUGGUCCAAGUUGUGCAGUGAAUUCCUUGUCGGAUAAAUUCAAUCCAAUUGGAGAUAACUCCGACAAACUUUGCAGAAUCUGUAUCGGAAAAAUUCCCGGAGGAAGAUGUACUAACAGCGAUCCUUAUGCUGGUUACGAAGGGGCUUUCAGGUGUUUACUUGAAGCAGGAGAAAUAGCUUUCUUGAAACACACAACUGCCUUAGAGUUGAUUCGGGACCAGUCAUUCAUUGGUCUUGGGGGUCAAGGAUUUGAACUUCUCUGCUUGGAUGGUGCUAGGUAUCCUAUUGAACAAUAUGAAAGCUGUAAUUGGGGAAAAGUCCCAUCUGAUGCCAUAGUUGCUUCAUCGGCAGCUACAUAUGAAGACAGAAAACUUUACCAGAAAUUCUUGAAGAAAGUAUCUAGGUUCUAUUCAUCAACAAACGGCACCUACCUGAACAACUAUAACAACCCAAAUGAAGGUAAUAAUUUCGACCAGUUUGGCAACAGGUUGAAUAAGAGGAAAAGAAGGCAAAAUUUCGAUCCUUACAAUGAAAAUAACCAACAAAAUGGAAGGUACAAUCCAUACGGAUCGGAUCAAUACGAUCAAUCUAGAGUUACUGAUCAGAAUGGAAGACCUGUGGAUCCUCUUGUUAGGGAUCCCUACCUCCUUAACAAGGAUUAUUACGGGCAAAACAUUGAUCCUUAUGAUCAAGAACCUAGGCUUAACCAAAACGGUUAUAAUGAGAACAAAAACUGGAGAGAUGAAUUCUUUGAUGAUAACGCAGUGCAGGACAGUUCCGAUCCCUUCUACAUCUUCAAAUCGCCUAGGGAUGCUCCAAACUUAUUGUUCCAGGAUUCCACAGUCAACAUUUCUGCAGUUCCCGAAAAUCUUCAAACGUACACUAGUUUCUUAGGUCCAAGCUUGGAUAUCAUUAUGGGGGUUAGACAGUGUCCCAUUGUCUCCAUGACUCUUUGUGUUACCUCAGAUGCUGAAUUGGAGAAGUGUAUCAGAAUGAAAACAGCCCUGAAAGCCCAGCUCUUGAAACCGGAAAUGGACUGUUACAAAGGCCAUUCUCACAUACAUUGCAUGCAAGCCAUAAGGGCAGGUACUGCCGAUGUUUCUGUAUUCGAUGCCAGUGACGUUUACACAGCCGGUUUGAAUUAUGACCUUAUACCCUUCAUCGCUGAAGUCUACAAUUUGGACGAUGCCGAAUAUUAUGUUGUUGCCGUAGGAAAAGAGUCUGAUCCUAGUACGGAACUUACCUAUUUGAAAGGGAAAAAUACUUGUCACGGUGGGGUCAACACUGCUGCUGGUUGGGUGUACCCGAUGGCAUUCCUCCUAAGUAAUGGUUGGAUUAGGCCAUAUGGCUGUAACAGUAUCAGAGCGGCUGCUGAAUAUUUCUCCAAGAGCUGUGUUCCGGGAGCUUUGAGUACAGAGUAUAAUAGCGGAUUGCCCUAUGACAAUAUGUGUCAUCUAUGCCAUGGAUCCAGUUUCAGAUAUUGCAGAAGGGACGCCUCCGAAGGCUAUUACGGUCAUACUGGAGCGUUCAGAUGUUUGGUAGAGGGAGGAGGUCAUGUAGCCUUUGUCAAACAUACUACUGUUACAGAAAACACCGGUGGUAAAAAAAGAGAAUGGUGGGCCAGAGAUAACCUUAACGAUGAUUAUGAACUACUCUGUACCGAUGGAACGAGAAAAGAAAUCAACGAUUAUAAAAAGUGCAAUCUUGGUAAAGUUAAGGCUAAUGCCAUCGUUGGUAGAGGAGGUUAUGGUUAUAACAACACAGAAAUAAAUACCUAUAUCAAUUUAUUCCUCUAUGCUCAAACAUUUUAUGGUAGAAAAACCACAGAUGAAUUCAGUUUCAGUAUGUUCAGCUCAGAACCGCCAUUUGCUGACCUUAUUUUCCAGGAUGCAACGACACAACUUAAAGUUAUUGAUCCAGAGAAAAGAUACUUUUCUGCUUACUUAGGACCUGAUUUUAUGAGAGCUAGAAGAAUCGUAGACUGUCACGCAGGUAGUUCAAGCAAUAAUGCGUCUUUCUUCACCCUCGUUGUAUUGACCAUAUUCGCUAUUCUCAUCACGAAAAAUUAGUUGAACACUUUUUUAUGUACAGAAGAAAUGAGUGCCUUUUUGAUAAAUCGUCAACAUGAGAAAUUAUUGAAAAGGAAGAUUAGCCAGUUCGAUAACAUUCCUUAAUAUUUGAAGGAAAUUUUUUCUUCGUAUUUUUGACUAUUUCUUGAUAAGGACUUAUCUGGAAUUCUUGAUUAGAUUUAUAGAAUCUCAGUACCUGUUGUUGAAUUUCAAUAACUACAAGUUAUUUUUUCGCUCCUGAUUUAUUGUUGGAGGUGUUCAUAGUUGAUAAUUUUUCCCGAUUAAUUCUAACUAAAAAGAAUUUUUUCUUGAUGAUAUUUUUCAGUUUCUGGAUUUGGAUUUUAUCGUUAAGUACAAGUAAAAACAUAUUGAAAUAGGUUUUAUAUUUAGGAAUAUUAUUUGUGUCCCAAUCGAAGCUAAAUUCGUAUAAUU